AUGAACAAGAGCGCAUACGUCCGUUUCAGUCUUCAACCUUCAUUCUUCUGUCGGUGGAGACCUAUGGGUAAUAUUGAACAACAACGUAGAGGUAUUCAAUGUCAGCUGUUGGUGAAAUCUAUGCUAGCAGGUAUCGGUAAACCAGCAUCCCUGGCAAAUGUAGAACGUCUCGAUCUCAAAAUCGUCGACAAUGACCAGGUCUUAUACAAGAAAGCUCCACGUGAUCCGGGAGCUGGUGAGGAAGAAGACGAAUCGGAUGAUGAUUUAGCAAAGAGCAUCGAAGCUGUUUUAGUGAUGAAAUUAGUAUGUGAUUACGGAAUUACAAAAAGACAUUCUUUAUACCUUCAAACAUCCGAUUUCCCUCGUCCCGAAGUCAACCCAGAUUCUACCCCCUCAGGAUUCACCAUCGACGGAACUGUGAUACAAGAAUGGCUGAAACACUUCGACAUCACUCUCACUUCUGCCUCCACCACGAGCUCGUCGAAUAAUAAUGUGCCUCGUCCGGAACACAUGCUCAAUUGGAUGUUUUCGAAUGAGAGGGUAAAGAUAAGAAGUUCGGAAGGUGUAGGCGGACAGGUUACGACCACAAUAGAUGUUAGUACCCAAGAAUUUGAAGAUUAUGAGGUUGUGGAUGGAAGGGUUGAUUUGACUUUACCCAUGAGGGAAUUUAGGGCCGCAUUCCAACUAGCCGAACAAAUGCACAUCAGCCUAACUGUGUGUUUCUCCGAUGCGGGUCAACCUCUCACCAUCAACAACAUAGAUGAAGACAUUUCAUCCAAAAUCACUAUUUUCUGUGCUAUCGCCACCACCAUCUGUACCGCUUUCGAUGACGACAAUACAACUCCAAACCCCCAUCGUUCACGUCCAUCUACUCGUCGACCAACCUCAACUUCGAAUCCAUCUUCCCAUCAAAAUGGAAAUCCUCGUAAACGUCCUGUAUCUGAUGAUCCCACUCAACAUCAUCCUUCAUCCCGUCGUCUGAGACUUUCGACAUUGCCAAUGGCUUCUACCUCUUCACAACGGGUAAACGAAGAGAGAGGGAGAUUAUUCAUGUCGGGUGGAAGUCAAGAGGUCAAUGGUGGCGAAAAACAGUUCGUUCCCCCUCCAUCUCAAGAAGAAAUAAGGUCGCAAGUGGCUGCUGCGGGUUUUGAGGAUUUAGACGCUGUAGUGAAAGAAAUGGGUGAUGUGGAGGAAGAAGAAGAACUGGAAGAGGACCGACCGCCUGAUGAAGCAAGACCAGAAGAAGAAAGGGAGGUAGAAUAUCCAGGCAUGGGGGAUGGGGUGGAUCUGCAAUUGGUUUGGGACUUGUUCGCGGGGGAUAACCCGAAUGAAUCGAUUCAUGAUGUUGACACGAGGCCAGAGAUGGAUGAAGUGGAAGAGUUGGACGAAGAUGAGAUUGGACAGGGUUUAGGACCGACUCAAGCGCCAUCGAAUAGACCAUUCAGGACUUUGUUCGAUGACGAUUGA
This is a messenger RNA of Tremella mesenterica DSM 1558, 1467 nucleotides long. RefSeq lists its product as uncharacterized. NCBI's taxonomy places the organism in Eukaryota, Fungi, Basidiomycota, Tremellomycetes, Tremellales, Tremellaceae. The transcript has 4 exons. Bases 1 to 1467 code for a protein of 488 amino acids. Gene Ontology annotation, biological process: cellular response to ionizing radiation; DNA replication checkpoint signaling; mitotic intra-S DNA damage checkpoint signaling. Gene Ontology annotation, cellular component: checkpoint clamp complex. The record is from RefSeq and is a predicted model, not a curated record.